Messenger RNA from Orycteropus afer afer, 2729 nucleotides. The record is from RefSeq and is a predicted model, not a curated record. Lineage: Eukaryota; Metazoa; Chordata; Mammalia; Tubulidentata; Orycteropodidae.
UCCAAGAUGGCGCCCCCAAGAGCUGGGAGCGGGUGACCAGCGGCGGGGAAGCGGCCUGGAUUGGCCCUCCGGUUGCGGGGUCCUGGGGGCGUCUCGCCGGGUGCCCCCCGCCCCCCGGCCCGCCCACCACACCUUCCCCGGUCUAGAGCAAUGGCCUCCGAGAACAGCAAGCAGUUUUGGAAGAGGAGCGCCAAGCUGCCAGGGAGCAUCCAGCCUGUGUAUGGAGCACAGCAUCCUCCUCUGGACCCUCGGCUCACCAAACACUUCAUUAAAGAACGAUCAAAAGUCAAUGCAGUACCUCUGAAGAAUAAGAAGGCCUCCAGUUUUCAUGAGUUUGCCCGGAGUACCAGUGAUGCUUGGGACAUUGGCGAUGAUGAGGAAGAGGACUUUUCCUCACCUUCUUUCCAAACUUUGAACUCAAAGGUUGCUUUGGCAACUGCAGCCCAAGUCUUAGAAAAUCACAGCAAGCUGAGGGUGAAACCAGAACGGUCCCAGUCAGCAACAUCCGACGUUCCUGCCAACUACAAGGUCAUAAAGUCCAGCAGUGAUGCCCAGCUGUCCAGAAACUCCAGUGAUACAUGCCUGAGGAACCCUCUUCACAAACAGCAGUCACUCCCUCUCCGACCCAUCAUCCCCCUCGUUGCCCGGAUCUCAGACCAGAAUGCUUCUGGGGCUCCCCCAAUGACGGUGAGGGAGAAAACCCGCCUAGAAAAAUUCCGGCAGCUUCUCUCCAGCCACAACACUGAUUUAGAUGAACUGAGGAAGUAUAGCUGGCCAGGGGUUCCCAGGGAGGUUCGACCUGUAACCUGGAGACUCCUGUCGGGCUAUCUCCCAGCCAACACCGAGAGGAGGAAGUUGACCCUGCAGCGGAAGCGGGAGGAAUAUUUUGGCUUCAUUGAGCAGUAUUAUGACUCUCGAAAUGAGGAGCAUCACCAGGACACCUACAGACAGAUUCACAUUGACAUUCCAAGGACGAAUCCUCUCAUUCCAUUGUUCCAGCAGCCACUUGUACAGGAGAUCUUUGAAAGGAUUCUAUUUAUUUGGGCCAUCCGGCACCCUGCCAGUGGGUAUGUCCAGGGAAUUAAUGACCUGGUCACUCCAUUCUUUGUCGUCUUCCUCUCAGAAUAUGUGGAAGAGGAUGUGGAGAACUUUGAUGUGACCAACUUGUCUCAGGACAUGCUUCGAAGCAUUGAAGCUGACAGUUUUUGGUGCAUGAGCAAGCUGCUGGAUGGAAUCCAGGAUAACUACACCUUUGCACAACCGGGCAUCCAAAAGAAGGUCAAGGCACUGGAAGAGCUUGUCAGCCGGAUUGAUGAGCAGGUGCAUAAACACUUCAGGAAGUACGAGGUUGAAUACCUACAGUUUGCCUUUCGUUGGAUGAACAACCUGCUUAUGCGGGAGCUUCCCCUUCGCUGCACCAUCCGCCUGUGGGACACAUACCAGUCUGAACCAGAAGGGUUCUCCCAUUUCCAUCUUUACGUGUGUGCAGCCUUCUUGAUCAAGUGGAGGAAAGAGAUCUUGGAUGAGGAGGACUUUCAGGGUCUCCUCAUGCUGCUACAGAACCUACCUACAAUACACUGGGGCAAUGAAGAGAUUGGGCUGCUUCUCGCGGAGGCAUACAGACUCAAGUACAUGUUUGCUGAUGCACCCAAUCACUACCGCCGAUAGGUGCUGUCUCCCCAUGGGGACCCCGACUGCCCCCAUCUCUGAUGGCAAUCUGAUCACUGUGGCCACUGUGCGAGCUGUGGACCCCAGCCAGGAACCACUCCUACUAGAAAAAGCUCACACCCGCCGCCCAGGUCUUAACUUUUGGCGUGCCUGUCCACCACUCCACGUUUCUAGAUGUGUCUCUUGGACCACUAUCAGUAUUCCAUGCCAUGUGGAUGGGUCCAGCUCUGGGAGAGGACAGAAAGGAGUUACAGGGUCGUCUGCUUCUCCGAGAGAAACUGGACAAAGGAAGGGGAAGGCUCAGGGUCUCAACUCACAUUGUCCCUACAUGGACUGGCUGUCUCUCACCUCCCAGCCCCAACUGAUACUGUUGCUCUUUGUGACAUAAUUUGAUUUGAUCACAGGUCAAAAACGCCUUACGUUUAAGACUCCUGGCCCCUCUCCUCUCUCUCUAGUUUCCUAGCUCUUCCCGUCUGCCCUAGACUGAGCCACUGAGGGGCAGCUUUUCAAGACCAUUGGUCUCAGAUGGAGAAAGCACAAAUGCUUGUAACUCUGGGAAGAGGCUACACCCAAGGGCUAGGAAUUUUUUUUUUUUCUUUUCUCACCAGAUGUUUGUCUGCCUCUGUGUGUGUACAUGUGUGCAUGCAUGUGUGUGCACACCUGCAUACACAUCUAUCAGCAUUUAGGUAUGUGUCUGAAUUUCUGUGUCCAGCCUAGCCCCACAAAAACCAUCUGGGAAGGGCCCCAUCAACAGGUGUCCAAGCAUCCCUUGGGAAGGAUCAGGGCAAGGGAGCGAGGAGGGGCAUUUUACCUCUUCUAACCCUUCUUCCAUGAUGACCCACUCCAAGAUAUUAUGUGUAAAUUGUAUUAUUAUGUAUAUGGGUAAAGAUGUACAAAUACAUGUCCUCUUUGUAGCAGAUAUGAUUUUAUAUUUAUAACGUGCAUCAACAUGUGAAAGCAAUCUAGGUCACUAGCACAGAUGACGUUGCCAGACAAGCAGCUUCAGCAAGUCCAAGUUGCUUUGUGGGUGCCCUCCUGUGAGGGUAGUGAACGGGAGUCUG